Prorocentrum cordatum is the source of this 356-nucleotide messenger RNA. The record is from the annotation of a GenBank genome assembly. NCBI's taxonomy places the organism in Eukaryota, Dinophyceae, Prorocentrales, Prorocentraceae.
CCGCGAGGAGGCGGCGGUCCCGUCAAAGGCCGCCCAGCGCACCGGCCUGGCGCUCUGCAUCGGCUCCGCCGCUGCGUGCCUGCCCCCGCGUGGAGGCCAGCACGAGGCCUUCUCCGCCGGCGCCGCGGCGGCGCCCGCCCUGCGGCGCCGGGGCGGCGCCGCGUGGGCGCCCGAGCGGAGGCCCGCCGCGCUGCGGCUGGGAGCCCCCGCCGCGGCCGCGCCGAGCGGGUGGAGGGCGGCGGAGCAGGCGGCGCAGGGCGGCGGCGGCCUGGCCAUGGCGCUGGCGUCGCUGUGCGGCGCGGCCCCCAGCCAGCCGCGGGCCACGAGGAGGGUCGAAGAAGACGGGGAUCGAGUAG